Gallus gallus (chicken) is the source of this 1439-nucleotide messenger RNA. It is a transcript of the gene ASMT, whose product is annotated as acetylserotonin O-methyltransferase. The record is from RefSeq and is marked validated. The transcript is spliced from 8 exons. NCBI's taxonomy places the organism in Eukaryota, Metazoa, Chordata, Aves, Galliformes, Phasianidae. Gene Ontology annotation, molecular function: acetylserotonin O-methyltransferase activity. Gene Ontology annotation, biological process: melatonin biosynthetic process; methylation. Bases 12 to 1052 code for a protein of 346 amino acids.
ACUAAAGGAAGAUGGACUCCACAGAAGACCUUGACUAUCCUCAAAUCAUCUUUCAAUACAGCAAUGGAUUUUUAGUCUCAAAGGUUAUGUUCACUGCCUGUGAGUUAGGAGUGUUUGAUCUUCUGCUGCAGUCAGGACGACCUCUAUCUUUAGAUGUCAUUGCUGCACGCUUGGGUACAAGCAUCAUGGGGAUGGAAAGACUUCUGGAUGCCUGUGUGGGAUUGAAGCUUUUGGCAGUAGAGCUGAGACGAGAAGGAGCCUUUUACAGAAACACAGAAAUUUCCAAUAUCUACCUUACGAAGUCAAGUCCCAAGUCUCAGUAUCAUAUUAUGAUGUAUUACUCCAAUACUGUCUACUUGUGCUGGCACUACCUGACUGAUGCUGUGAGAGAAGGAAGAAAUCAAUAUGAAAGAGCUUUUGGUAUUUCAUCUAAAGACCUCUUUGGAGCCAUGUACAGAUCAGAAGAAGAAAUGCUGAAGUUCUUGGCUGGCCAGAACUCAAUCUGGAGUAUAUGUGGCAGAGAUGUACUUACUGCAUUUGACCUUUCCCCUUUCACACAGAUUUAUGACCUGGGAGGUGGUGGAGGAGCUUUGGCCCAAGAAUGUGUUUUCUUGUAUCCAAAUUGCACAGUCACAAUUUAUGACCUGCCCAAAGUUGUACAAGUGGCCAAAGAGCGAUUGGUUCCCCCGGAGGAGCGACGGAUUGCCUUCCAUGAAGGAGAUUUUUUUAAAGAUUCAAUCCCUGAAGCUGACCUCUACAUUUUAUCAAAGAUACUGCAUGACUGGGAUGAUGAAAAAUGCAGGCAGCUGCUGGCAGAAGUCUAUAAGGCCUGCAGACCUGGUGGUGGAGUGCUGCUGGUUGAAUCGCUCCUGAGUGAAGACAGAAGUGGACCUGUGGAAACCCAGCUGUAUUCACUGAACAUGUUGGUGCAGACAGAAGGAAAGGAGCGAACAGCAGUUGAGUACAGUGAGCUCCUUGGGGCAGCUGGCUUCAGGGAGGUUCAAGUUAGGAGAACUGGAAAACUCUAUGAUGCUGUUCUGGGGAGGAAAUGAUAAUGUCUUCUUUAUUCUGUAUUACUAAGUACAGGCAGAGAAAUGUGAUAUUCUUGUUUUAGAGGGCUAUUAUAUAUGUAGCUUUUAUCGAAGGCAGUCAACUUUUCUGUUAGCUGAUACAUUGUCAGGAGAAUCAUUAAUAAUAGACUUUUGGUGUGGAUAGGUUGUGAAUUCAGCAGCCUGAUUAGGGCUUGCCUUUGGAUUUGAAUAGCAGAGAGAGAAAUCGAUACCUGUUCCACAAUAAAUUACCCAUGAAAGAAACGUGCAGAGUUGCUGCUAACCACUUAUAUUUCUUCUUCUUUUUUAAGUUUAACAGAGUACCUGACAAAAGCAAAGCUGAAUUUUCAUUUGUGGAUUCCUGCAAAAUAAAACUGACCACUGGACUGA